CUCAGUUAUUCAAAAAAUGUAACUCUUUGAACCUUAAUUAUAUAAGUAUUUUAAACCUAUUGAAAAGCGAAUAUUUUGUAUUCUUCAUAGUAAAUAGAAUGACAUUUUGUAAGAAUUAAAUCAACAUUUAAAAAUAGAAUGACUAAGAUCACAGCUUUGGAAUGUCUUCAGGUUCAUAACUUUAGUCUUGUCAUAAGAUUCUAGCAGGUAGUAGUGGGGGGACAAAAUGGAUGAAAAAGUUCUUUCUUUGCUAGAGAAAGUUGAUAAAAAAUUAGAUAAAUUUGAAGAUCAGUUUUCUCAACAAAAUGACAGAAUAAACUCCUUGGAGAAAAGUCUUAAAUAUAUCAGUGCUAGUAAAACUUCAGAUGCUAAGGAAAGUAUAAGAAGCAGACAUAGAAAUGAAAACUUUAUCAAUCAAAUGAAAGCAGAGCUUGAAGAAGCUGACUGCAAGAAAAGAGAAGUGAAAGGAACAAAAACAAAAAUAAAGAAAUCAGCUUCAUUUCAUGAGAAAUCUACGAGGAUACCAACACGAAUCAGGAGAAGUACUCACACUGUUCCAUCUGAUAAAGACGAGGAGAGAAGGUUGAACAGCUUCCGUCGUGAGUGUUUGUCAAAAGCCAUACAAUGGAAUGUUGUUGAUCUCGUGAAAGCUGCUUCGGAAGGACAAAGCAUCAUUCUACCAAAAUGGCUCUGCAGAGAAGAGAUCAAAACUAUAAAGAUAGGAAGUGACAGGAAAAAUCAUUUGAGAAGAUUCCUUUGUAUUUUGAUAAACAAAGACUUUGUCACCAUGCAGGAGUGGCUACAGAGCUGCAAACUUGAUGAGAAAGUUGUUAAACGGGUAUGGGAAACAUUUGAAGAAUUUAGCGAUAUUGAGACAAAUAAGUCUAGAAUGAAAUGUUUCCGUUGCAGACUGGUUGAAACUGUCAAUGUAUUAGAUGUUGUGGAUCACCUGUUCAGUGCAGAAAUCAUCUCGUCAGAACUGUAUCUGAAAAUUUCAUGUUCAGAGUUAAUUGUUGGAGCUCAGGAAGGACUUUGGAAAGAAGUGUUAGAAGAAUGCAGGCGUUAUAUUCAUCCCAAGGCAUUAGUAACAGCCUUCAAAAUAUCCAUGACAGAUAAACUGAGUUUAUUGAAUGAUAAAGAAAAAUUCGAAUAUGAAUCUUUGCUCAGUAUGACUGAUGAAACAGAACCUGCAGGUCUCUUUACUUGCCAUUGCCAAGAGAGGUGUUCAAAAUCCUUCCAUCCUGUCUCAUGCCUAAAAUCCAUGUCUUUAGCGGGUGUCUAUUUUUCGCCACCACCUCAGCGGAAAAGAGAAAAUUCUUCAACUUCAAGUGAAAAUCCUCAAUCGAGUUUGUCAUCCGGCACUUCUUGUGAGACAGUAGCAGAAGAAAGCAAGAGCAGGGAAGACAUUCUGACUAGUCCGGAUGAAGAGACUGAGCUGAAGAAACCUGUUGUCCCACCUAGAAUUCCCAAAGGAAAUCAGGGACCAGAUUGGAAAGGCGAGAUUGUAAAGUUUCGAGGUAGACCACAAAGUGACAACUCAAGGACAUUACGAAGAAAGUCUAAACAGAAAGAGGAAAUCUGUCUUUCCGAAUCCAGUUCGGAUUAUUUUGAUGGAGAACAAAAGCCUGCUAUUCCAGUGAGGAACAGGGUUAAGUCUGUUACCAAUAUGUCCAGCCAAAGGCUGGAAAAUAAGCCAAAUGUGAUAAGAGCGCAAAAUGUGUAUAUUGAUUCUGGUCCAAAAUACUUUCUUCCUAAAGGAAGAGCCAGUAGUUCAAGUGAAAGCUCAAGAGACUAGAUAUUGUUUAAGUCAGGUCUUUGGUUGUUUUUAUAUUAUGAAAAAAUCUUUUUCAAUAACCUGUGUGAAAGUAAUAUUACAUUUGCAUACUUUGUACUGGAGAUUAUUUUGGGAGUUGAUAUUAGAAAGGUUGUGAUUUCAUACCUGUACUUAUAUGUAUAAAUGCGGGAUUUUCAACUUCAUUUCAACAAGGGUCUGAGGGUCAAAUUUCAGAGCAUUGUAAGGUAAUCAUACCAUUCAGCUCUGCAUGUUAAACCAAAUGUAAAGUUUAGAAUAUGUAGAUUUACUUGUAGUGAGUGACUCAAUUAAAGUUUAGCAGGUGCUCAUAUCUAUGUGUAGGGUAUCUAUGUCUAUGUCAAUGUUCUACUGCUUAGCAAUCCUUAAUGAUUAUGACUAGCAGGCGCGUAUUUACCACCUGUACAAGUAUUGAAAUCACAACUUCUCUUUAUGAUGAGAUUGAUAUUUUGGGUUUAAACUGUCUUGGAUGUUUUUCAUAUUUUAUCUUAUAGAAUUGAAUUUAUCAUCAUUUAUUUCUCUGCUAAUAUAUUGAAUGGCUUUAGUUGUAAAGUGUUUAAAAAGUGCAAUUUUGUUCAUAGUGUUGUGAAAUUGUAAAAUUUUAUAGAAGUGCAAUAUAAUUACUUUUGUUGUUAAAUCAUGUUGAAACUCUCUCAACCUUAGCUGCUCAUGCAUGGUUAAAUUUUGUUGUUGUUGUUUUAACUUUAAAUAGUGAGAUUUAUUCUACUGCUCCAGUUACUGGCAUCAGGUUUGGUCAUAUCUUAGUAACCAUUGCAUGUUUUGGAGUGGAACUUCAUAGAAGGGUUUUCAGUCAUAAGACCUACUGAAUUAGUGAAGAUAAAUGACUCUUGGUUUGAAUUUAAUGUAAACUAGGGUCACUUUUCGAUUAAGAAAAUUUGGUUAAAGUUUUGCAUGCUAGUAACUAUCGAGCUGGGUCUCAGUAAUGGCUAUAUUUAUCAGACUGAAACUUCACACAAGGCUUCCUAGUCAUCAAAUCAACUGAAAAAAUCAUCCACUAAGAUAACUCUUGGUUGAGUAUAAUGUACAUUAUGACCCUUUUUCCACUUAAAAAAUUGCAUAAAGAUUUAUGUGCAACUAACUAUCAAGCUGUGUCUUAGGAACACGUUAGAUAACUCUUGAUUAUAUUAAUUUAGUAGGAAUUAUUGGCCAUUUUGAACUUGAAAAAAUUUGUUUAAGUAUUGUAUGCAACAUGUUACCUUUUGUUAAUUUUUGUAAUAUAUUGUUAUGAAAUAAUGAAGUUACUAUAAAGUUUUGGCUAUGUUCAGCUUGGAAUUUGUUCAGUAGUCCAGUAUGCUGUCUUACGGAUAGCUCUUAUUGUUAUGUUUUUGAAACAUUUUUCUCUUGGUGGCAGCUUAUAUAAUUAUCAUUGUCUUCAGAAAACCAAUAUGUCUCAGGAGAUGGAUUUUCUAUAUUUUUGUCAAAAGUGAAUCUCAAUAAAUGAAAAGAUUACCAAAUGAA
This is a messenger RNA of Mercenaria mercenaria, 3289 nucleotides long. RefSeq lists its product as uncharacterized. The record is from RefSeq and is a predicted model, not a curated record. NCBI's taxonomy places the organism in Eukaryota, Metazoa, Mollusca, Bivalvia, Venerida, Veneridae. The coding region runs from base 227 to 1795 and encodes 522 amino acids. The transcript is spliced from 2 exons.